AUGUUUACUAUGCACGACGACGAAUUAAUGUCUCUCGAGGAGCUUGAGAGGUUGAUGGAUGAGCAAGAAACUAAAAAUGCCAUGGCAACAUCAGCUUCAACUUCAACAACCAUUGCUCCCAGUACUGUUGCCACCAUCGCUACGGCUACCGCAUCUAAGGAUAUCUCGGAAGCUAGCAACGAAAAAUCCUCCGGUGCCAUCUUAUUUAAAGAGCCACAUAAAGAUCAACAAACACCAUCUCUCCCAACAACCACUUCCGACGCAAAUAUGUCGAAGAAAUCUGGUACUCGAGCUAGAAAGCGCGAAGCCAAAUCGCCUCAGAAACUAUCAAAAAUCCCUGUUCAUAUCACAGAGGACCGAGAAGCUCACCAAAGCUACUCCAUGGAGAGAGAUCCAUGGACUGAUCAGCGAGAUAAAGAACACAACGCCGCCUACUUUGACGAUGCCACUCUUGCUAAGCAAGCCGUGACUCUCUCCUUCGACGAGUCUGAAGGCUCCGGCGCCAUCUCUCCUCCGGCUACGGGCACGGCAAAUGCUUUAAAUCCCCUUCCUACCAAGCCGGUCGCACCAAAUUUAAGUUCUGAGCAACCAAAAGCCAAGCCUUUCGUUCUUGCUACACCAAAUCAACUAGGCAAGUCUGACUCGGCCGCUACCCGAGUUCCAGGAGGCCCUCGUGAGGUCAUCACGAUUAGCUUUCCAACUACCGAGGCUUUUUCCUCUGGAUUGAAGGAUUUAAAUGCGGCUAAGGAGGCUGGCGCUGGUGGUAUGGUAAUCUCAAUCAAUGGACCAAUUGGGGAGAAUCAGGUAGAGGUUUCUGGGCCAAUUGGGUCUAAUAUUCGUGGGUUUGUUAGGAGAACUUGCCCUAGGCUAGGCGAAAAGCAGAUAAUGGCUGCAUUUAAGUGA
Molecule: messenger RNA, 903 nt
Organism: Botrytis deweyae
Lineage: Eukaryota; Fungi; Ascomycota; Leotiomycetes; Helotiales; Sclerotiniaceae
Exons: 1
Coding region: 1-903 (300 amino acids)
Source: RefSeq, a predicted model, not a curated record